Molecule: messenger RNA, 1552 nt
Organism: Cuscuta campestris
Lineage: Eukaryota; Viridiplantae; Streptophyta; Magnoliopsida; Solanales; Convolvulaceae
Source: the annotation of a GenBank genome assembly
AGCUGGCAUAAGAAGAAUUGAAUUGUGACUGGAAGGAAUUCUAAAGCAUCAAUGGCGGAACAAGAUGCGACACCGGCACCAAGUGAGGCAACUCCUCUCCGAUCAGGGAGACAUGGUUAUGCGUUUCUUCGACGAGAAAGGCCUUGGUGCGAAGGUUUUGAGGCUUAAGGGCCAAGCUGCACGCCAUUUGGAAAUGCCGUGGAGAGAUGCAAAGACGAUCCAUGAUUAUGGGGUUACAACCAUGAGACAUAUGGAGACCUACAUGGGUCAAUCUUUGAGGAAAUGGGAAUGUGUGACAACCCGGUCCGCUGGUCCUUGUAUUCGGGUCACGCGGGUUGGGGUGUUACAGACCCCGUCGACAUUUGUCCCUAGGAUGGUCCCUAUACGUCCGGUGAAUUUGACGAAGACCAUGAAUGAAACAGCGCCCUCAAAUGUCCAUGAAAUCGAUGAGGCGGAGCAGGAGGCGGCCCGCAGGAGGAAGGGUAAGGCUAUAGCCAAACCCAGCAAGACUCGAGAUUCGGUGUUCAAACGCCUAGGGGACAAAGAGGAUGGACCCCGCAAGUCUGCCAAGCUACGUCUUGGUCCUGAGAUGGGCCGGACUAGCGAAAUGGAAAGACUAGGCGGGAGUCGUCACGCCCAAUCUCAUCGUUCUAGGGAAUCUGAGACGAUUCACCAGGACGAGGAGGAAGCAGAAAGCCAGCCCAGGGCGUCGGCAUAUACCAGGCUCUCAUACGAUGAGGAUGACCUGGACAAGAUAGGGAGCGUAGCAAGAAAGCUACGUGCCCUGGAGGAAAAGGUGGAAGAAAAGGCGGGAGCGAAAAAGCACACCCUGGCUAGAUCUCCCUUUUCGGCCAGGGUACAUGCGCAAAAGUUAAGGCGGAAGAUUAAGCUGGAUUUGGAGAAAUUCACAGGAAAGGAGGAUCCAAACGUCCACCUUGAUACCUUCCACAAUGCAGCACAGAUGGCCGGGUGCACUAAUGUUGAGGAAUGCCUACUCUUCUUCUCAUCCUUGAGAGGGAGGCCAGUGGAAUGGUUUAACGGCCUUCCCCAUGGUAGGAUUGGGUCUUUUGAGAAACUUGCCGAAGUUUUCCGCAAGAAGUACCAGGACAACUACAUCAAGAGGAAGAAGUUCACCUACCUUAAUAUGGUAGGGCAGAAGGAGAAGGAGUUCAUUGUUAGAAUAAGUGACCAACACUAGAGAGGGGGUGAAUAGCGUUUGAUCGUAGAAAUCGCAUGAAUAAAAAAAACUUAAAAGAGAAGUAAAGAGAAGAGUAAGAGGCACACCGAAUUUUACCCUGGUUCACCACAACUUGUGGCUAAUCCAGCCUCCCGAGAGACACUCUCGAGCUACACUACUUCCGUUAAGCUUACGGGUGCUUAACAAACCGUUACAACCUGAGAACUCGAGUCCCACGAGCCUCAACAACACUUGCUCGGAGAUACCGCACUCCAAGACUUCAACCCGAAGGAAAAAUACCUUUCCUUCGUACAACCAAGGGAAACAAGCUUCCCUAAACGUGUUUACAACACUAAGAACAGAGUUCUUGUUCUG